Cydia splendana is the source of this 438-nucleotide messenger RNA. It is a transcript of the gene Tbca, whose product is annotated as tubulin-specific chaperone A. Gene Ontology annotation, molecular function: beta-tubulin binding. The transcript is spliced from 2 exons. The record is from RefSeq and is a predicted model, not a curated record. Gene Ontology annotation, biological process: post-chaperonin tubulin folding pathway; tubulin complex assembly. Bases 31 to 369 code for a protein of 112 amino acids. NCBI's taxonomy places the organism in Eukaryota, Metazoa, Arthropoda, Insecta, Lepidoptera, Tortricidae. Gene Ontology annotation, cellular component: cytosol; microtubule cytoskeleton.
GAAAAACAAACGAAGCGAUUUCUGAGCACGAUGGCAGAUCCUAGAAUUCGGCAAAUUAAAAUCAAGACCGGCGUUGUAAAGCGCAUAGCUAAGGAGAAAGUGGUUUACGAAAAGGAGGCCGAACUACAAAAGAACAGGAUACAGAAGAUUAAAGACGAGGGCCAGGACGAACAUAACAUCCGAAAACAAGAGGAGGUUCUGCAGGAGUCCCUUAUGAUGGUCCCUGACUGUCAAAGACGGUUGGCAAAAGCAUUUGCAGAUCUCAAGAAUACUCUAGAAACGGAGGCAGACCUCAAGGAGCACGAAGACUACCUCACGGCUCAGCAAGUUCUAAAAGACGCCGAGUGCCAACUGGUCACAGCUUCUUAAGCUUAUACCUAACUAUUUUUAAUAAUUUAAUAUAAUCAUAACAAUCAUGGCUUAUUAUAAUGAAAAUUU